AAGAAUAAUUCAAGCAGCUGUGAUUUCUUUGGGGGGGUGGGGCCCUGAAGGCAGCUCCUGUCAACUCAGUCCUCCGAAGAACCUAGGAACUGAGCUGUGGUUCCUAGAGAGGCAGGAAGUUUUCCCCAUGUGUGGGAGUUGAGGGUAGAAUUGCAAGACAAUGGUACCUUCGCCUCCCUUCGCAUCCCAGGGAAAGGAAGACAGGCCAGAUCUCCCUCCACUAACCCCGGGCCAGAAGAUGGGAGGACUGCAGAAUCAUGCCAUUUGUAGAGUUGGAAGGGACCCCCGAAGGGCAUCUAGUCCAACCCCGCUGCGAUGCAAGAAUCCCUGCUGGAAACUUGAUGAAAUACUUGCUUUCCCUCUGCCAGGGAUAGGCUGGCUCAGACCCACUACGAAAGAGAGUUCGGAUCUGGUGCGCUUUGCACCUAGAAUCAUAGAAUGCCACUGCGAUGCCAUCGGAAGCCCCACCUAGAUCGUCUCUUCUUUGGGCUGGAGCGCAAAAUCCAGCAGACGCCUCAGGCCUCAGACAGAAGGACAAUGAGAAUUCUGCAGAGCCACCUGAGGGGUCGUCAGAAACAGCCAAGCAUUCAGUGGGGAAGGAGCUUGGCGUUCAAAGGGGAUGGAAAAAGCACAUGGGAAACCAACCAAAGGCAGGGAGGAAGAGAUUCUCUGCUUCUCAAGGUGCCAGUGUCCACAAACUCCUAAUGCCACAGGAAAAUCUGAAAGGAAAUAAAAAAGAAAAAUGCCCGGAGUGUGGGAAAACAUUCAAAGAUAAAUCAAACUUGAACAGGCAUUGUAGAACCCACACAGGGGAGAAACCAUAUGAGUGCCUGGAAUGUGGAAAGAGCUUUGGUCACAGUCACCAUCUUACCGUUCAUCAGAGAACUCACACUGGGGAGAAACCCUAUAAAUGCACACAGUGCGGAAAAGCCUUCAGCGAUAGCGGAAGCCUUACUGCCCAUGAAAGAAUUCAUACAGGGGAGAAACCGUACAAGUGUAUGGACUGCGGAAAGAGCUUCAGCAACAGCGGAAGUCUUCAUACACACAGAAGGACUCACACGGGCGAAAAACCGUAUAAGUGCCUGGAAUGUGGAAAGAACUUCAUCCACAGCGGAAGCCUUCAUGCGCAUCAGAGAAUCCACACAAGGGAGAAAAUGUACGCAUGUGUGGACUGUGGGAAGUGUUUUGCUUCCGGCAGCCACUUUAACACACAUCCCAAAACCCACACAGAGGAGAAACCUUAUAAAUGUAUGGCGUGUAGAAAGAGGUUCAUCAAUAGCGGAAGCCUUAAUUCUCUGCAGAGAAUUCACCCAGGGGAGAAACCAUACGAGUGUGUUGUGUGUGGGAAAAGCUUCAGUGACAGCAGAAAUCUGACUGCGCAUGAAAUAACUCACACAGGGGGGAAGCCAUAUAAGUGCCUGGAGUGCGGGAAAAGCUUCCGCCAAAGCUAUAAUCUUACGUCACAUCAGAAAACUCACACCGGGGCGAAACCUUACAAAUGCAUGGCGUGUGGGAAAAGCUUCAGUCGUAGUGGCAGCCUUCUUUCCCAUCAGAGAACCCACACAGGAGAGAAGCCCUAUAAGUGCAUGGAGUGUGGAAAGAGCUUCAUUGAGAGCCAGCAGCUUACUUUACAUCAUAGAACUCACACGGGAGAGAAGCCCUAUAAAUGCGCGGAGUGCGGGAAGACCUUCAGCACAAGCGGAAGCCUUAACAGACACCAAACGACUCACACAGGGGAGAGGCCCUUUCAAUGUGCUGAGUGUAGGAAGAAUUUCAGCCAGAGGACACACCUUACGAAACAUGAAAGAACGCACACGGGCGAGAAGCCCUACAAAUGUGCGGAGUGCGGGAAAAGUUUCAGCACGGGCGGAAGCCUUCACAGACAUCAGACGACCCACACAGGGGAGAAACCUUUCGAAUGCCCGGAAUGUGGGAAAAGCUUCAGUCGUCGAGGGAAUCUCAAUACACAUCAGAGAACCCACACAGGAGCAAAGCAACGUAAACAUGUGAAAUGUGAGAAAAGCUUCAGUGCGAGUGGCAGCCUUACCUCGUAUCAGUGGAUCAGUGAAGAUGGUUAGCUGUAUCUGGUAUAAAUGUCUGUAUUGAUGUGCAUUUGUUAGUUUCAAGAAUUAGGGUAGCCGUGAGGGGCAAGACAUUUCUGGCACCUGAAAGACUGAAACCAAUUUAUUGAGGCAUAAGCUUUUAUGGCCUAAAGUUCACAUCAUCAGCUACAUGGUUUUAUCUCGAUCAGCAGGCGCUCCCCCAAUUUGUGCACCCCCCCCCCAGUUUUUGUGGGGGUUCCAUUCCAGGUCAUUGUGCAUGUCAACGGUGCACAGGUAAGCCCACCACACCCUGUUGCACCCACUUCCAGGGCCAAAAACGGUGUACACCUGCUUUGAACACAUGGUCUGUGUGUGUGGUUUGGGAGCUGCAUGGUCAGGGGAAAAACAGUGCUGUCCAGGGUUGUAAAGACUGUGGAGAUGCUGCCAGGUGUCAUAAGAAAGCUGCAGAGAUAGCGCAGGAUAGUGCGCACCCCGGAAAUGAUCUCUUUCAGCUUCUGCCUUCUGGAAGAAGGUACAGGGUUAUAAAGACUAGGACUAGCUGCCUGAGAAACAGUUUCUAUCCAAAUGCGAUUUUGGUUUUAAAUGCAGUGUAAGGAGUCUCUCUGGGAGUAUAUUGUAUUUUAAAAAUGGGGUAUCAAGAGUUUUUAGGGAUCUAACCAGGUUGGGAUAGCUGGGAUAGCAGGCUUGUUGGUUUUGAAUGUCUUAUGUAGAUUUUUCCCCCCCAUUUCGUUGUUCUGUAUGGGACAAUGACAGUAAAGAUGAUUGUAUCGUAUC
Podarcis raffonei (Aeolian wall lizard) is the source of this 2837-nucleotide messenger RNA. Its product is annotated as zinc finger protein 420-like. The transcript has 4 exons. Gene Ontology annotation, molecular function: DNA-binding transcription factor activity, RNA polymerase II-specific; RNA polymerase II cis-regulatory region sequence-specific DNA binding. NCBI's taxonomy places the organism in Eukaryota, Metazoa, Chordata, Lepidosauria, Squamata, Lacertidae. The coding region runs from base 450 to 2078 and encodes 542 amino acids. The record is from RefSeq and is a predicted model, not a curated record. Gene Ontology annotation, biological process: regulation of transcription by RNA polymerase II. Gene Ontology annotation, cellular component: nucleus.